CUGACAGCGUGGUGAGCUACGCGCAUGCGAGGGCGCCGACAGAACUUGUCACGGAGUCGUUCGCCUUUCCGUUUCUUCUUUCCUUUUUUCUCUGGGGCUCCUCUUUUUUCCUCACCUUGUGUCUCGAGUCCUCUCUCUGUGUGUAUGCUCCGGGGCACUCUCUCUCCGUUCUCGUUUCCCUCUGCCCUCGCGGAGCUUCUCCAUUGGCUCUCCUCUCCGCUCCACUUUCUCGGCUUCGCAGUCUCAGCUUUCCUGUUUGCGCCUCUUUACCGUGGUCGCUGCACAGCCUUUUCCUGCCAAGCGAAAGAGAAACCUUGAAGACGGGGGGAGGGCGCCUUCGGUUCGCUUGCUGCUGCGUUCUGCUUUGUGUGCCUUCGAGUCUCAAGAAGGCGGUAUCCUCGCUUCUCCACUUCGGCUGUUCCCGCGGCUCUCCCCGUUCUGCUACGCCUUCCCCCUCGCGCUGUCUUUUCUUCGCAAUGGAGGCCUCGGCUACUCUGUUCUUCCUGGACUUUGCCGACCGCCUCUUGGGCUUGUGUCUCUCGACCGGGCAUGUCGGUGGCUAUCCGCGUGACUGCCUUCUUCUUCUUCUCCUUCUUCUUCUCCUUCUGCUUUUCCUUGCUUCCUCUCUCAUUCUAAUCAGCCGCAUUCUCCUCUGGAUCCUCGACCCGGUCCUCCAGUGGCAGCGCGACGCCGGCAAAGCCAGCAGGUCGGACUGGUCUUCGUGAAGACGUCGCCAAAAAAAAGAGAAGAAAGAGGAGCGAGAGUUCCCUUCGCCUCGGAGCUCGCGCUCGCGGGUGGCCAGACAACUCGCGACUUGGAAGGCGGGAGAAGGUGGAAAAAAAGUCGGGGAAGGAAACCCGAGAAGACAUCGCGACAGUUGGAAAAUCCUGGCUUCACGAGAAAUGCAAAGAGAGGGAUGGAGUGCAGGGGCAGACGAAUCUUCAACUCUCCUUCCAUCUCUCUCCCUCGCACUGCCUUUCCUUCUCUGUCCCUCCCUAGAUGUGCAUCUCUUUAUGGCGCGUUUUUUUCUCUCUCUUUUCUCUCCUUUCUCUUCCAUUUCUCUUCUUGCUGUCUUCUCUCCCUCCUUUCUCCCUCUUCUCCUUCUCUUCUCUCGCGUUUCUCUCUUUCCUUUCUCUCGCCGAUUCAACAUGGCUGUCAGUGUCUGCUGUGCUGUGUGCAGCUGCUUCCUGCUUCCCUCGAGAGAAGAUCACGCAGCGGUCUCUGGGCCGCCGUCGCCUCAGGCCUCUUCUCAGGAUUUCUCUUCCGCUGACGCCGAGCUCUCUCGCCCCCCCUCGGUCGAUCUCUCUGUCGUCGUUCCAGCGUUCAACGAGUCGCUUCGACUUCCCUUCGCGCUCGCCGAACUCAUUUCCUUCCUCGAGGCGCGUCGUGCGAGUUCUCGCCUUCUCUCUGCUUCGCCUCCCGCUUCUUCUUCUCCUUCUUCUCCUUCUUCUCCUUCUCCUUCUUCUUCUCCUCCUUCUUCUUCGUCGUUGGCAGGUGCUCCCGAUAACGCUUCGCUUUUCACUUACGAGAUCAUCGUGGUUGACGACGGCAGUACUGAUGCGACCUCCGCGCUCGUGCCUCUGCUGGGAGCAGCGAUUUUUUCUCCUUCGUCCUCACCCUCUGCUGCGCGUUGCUCCCGCGCCGCCGCCGCCGCUGCGGAGGCCGCUUCUCUCGCGUUCUCGCGCGUGUAUGCGUCCAGCUCAGCCGCAAACGAAACACCGCGUAAGGAUCUCCACCUCUCUUCUCUCGCUCCACUAGGCCGUCCUUCGUCGGCGGUCUCUGCUUGCUCGUUGUCUUCUUCUCUCGAAGAGUCGCCGCCGAUUUCUGUGGCGGCGGCGGAGGCGACGCGAGCGGCGACGCGCGUUCACCUGGCAGAAGCUGCAGGCCACCAGCGGCAUGCGCGUCUUUCGCGUUCGGGGAGGGAUGCCUCACGACGAGGCCGCGACAGCGAGGCCAGGACGGCGACCUCGCUCUGCAGACGCGUCCUCGCGAGCGACGGAGAGGCCGGCACCAGAACUGAGGAAGAGGCCGAGGACGAGGUCCCUGCGUCUUCUCCGCUCUCUUCGCUGCGCGUUCUGCGGCUGAAGGAGAACCGCGGAAAAGGCUUUUCUGUGAAACUCGGCGCCAUGCAUGCGCGCGGACGCAUGCUGCUCAUGGCAGAUGCCGACGGGGCAACGACGGUCGACAAUUUGGUUUCCCUCGAACGCGCCGUCCUCAUCGAAGGCGAGCGAACGCGCAGAGAGAGGAGCGCGCGCGAGAGAACGCAGAGAGAGCGAGCCGAGGGAGGCCAACGAACAGCGAGAGACAGCGAGGCUUGUGACAGCGCCUCGCCGAGCCCCCUGCACGCAGAGGGCGACUGGGCCGAAGAGCCGCGAGGCAAGGUAGUGGAACUCAGCAGCUUUUCCGAGACGAACGACAGGGAAGGGAAAGCGGAUUCGAUUGUCUCUGGGACGGUUGAGCUGGAACACAGUCGUUCAGCGGGCGAAAGUGGAUGCGAGAAGAACCGAGAGGCCUUGGAUCGAACCGAGGAGGCGCGCGAGGCCGUCCUUCCAGCUUCCACGCCUCCUCUCGCUUUUCCCUGGCGUCGCGUGUAUAGGAGAGAAACGCAGAACGAACAAGCCGAGACAGAAGCAUUUGUCGCUUUUGGAUCGAGAAGACAGCUCGAGCAAGCGGCAAUCGCCUCGAGGUCAUGGCUGCGAAACUUUUUGAUGCAUGCGUUUCACUGGUGUGUCCGCGCGGUAGUCGGCGACUCCCGCGUCAAGGACACCCAGUGCGGUUUCAAACUCUUCACACGGUCUGCCGCGCGUCAACUCUUUCCGCGGCUGCAUCUUUGUCGCUGGGCAUUCGACGUCGAGUUGCUUCUUCUUGCGCGCCUCCGGCACGUUCCUGUUGCGGAAGUUCCUGUCGAAUGGCAGGAGAAGGAGGGAAGCAAACUGAACGUCCUCGGCGCCUCCUUCCAAAUGGCCCGCGACAUCCUCGUUCUCAAGUGUAUGUACACCGCAGGCCUUUGGGGGUAGCCGCUCCGGUGCGCGCCUGAAGACCUGAAGAGGCUGGGACGCUCCUCUGUCUUCUCUCGAAAGGUUGAGGCUCCGUCAGACGCAUCCGGCGGCCGGGCGUUUCCUUCGCUUCCUCGCUUCGCAGUUGCAGAGUGACGAGAGGCUUCGCUGAGGCGCGUCACCCACCGCGGUCCAGUGCCGUUCAAAAAGGUUUGCACCUCUGAGGAAGCGUCGGGCCGCGAGACGCAUGCAGAGAGCAGCAACAGCCCGGUGCAUGCGCGUUGCGUGUGAAGAAUUCGUCGCCGAGUCGUGGAGCAACGAGUCUGUUUUGGAAAGAGGACUCUCGACUCUGAGAGGUCACUCAGACGCAAAGCGCGCCGCCGUCAAGAACACAGAAAGGCCUCACUUGGACCUGAGCGGUUGUCACCGCAGACGAAAGGAGAACUCCACCCUGCGACUGACUUACACGGAGCGCCGGCUUGCGAACCUGGGCAUCCUCGCCACCCCACGGACAGCCACAAGACACAAGAAGCGAGGACAGAAGCAGAGAAGAGAGAAGAAAAGAAGAGGAAAGAAAGGAGAGAGAAAACAGAGGACAGAGGCAGAGAAGAGAGAAGAAAAGAAGAGGAAAGAAAGGAGAGAGAAGAAAGGAGAGGUGAUGGAGGAACCGUGUCUGUGGUUCGUCUCCAAAGCAUGUGAGGCGCAAGUCUUUUUCUUUGAGGAGAAAGCGAAAUGUAGAAGAAAACGAGCGAGCGGCGAUGCAACGCGACUCGCAUUUCUCACCUUCGCGGUUUUGCGCCGAGCAGUCGCUCUCUGGAAAAAGUUUCUCCAUUCGACAACAGUGCUGAAGAACGAAAUGGGGAAGAGAGCUCUGUCUGGAAGAGCCUCACACUUCCUUUUUUGAGCGCAGCGAGAGUCUCUCCCUUCAGCUAUCGGUGAGAGGCAGAGAAGCGGCUAGUCUGCUGGGG
Molecule: messenger RNA, 3964 nt
Organism: Toxoplasma gondii ME49
Lineage: Eukaryota; Apicomplexa; Conoidasida; Eucoccidiorida; Sarcocystidae
Product: dolichyl-phosphate beta-glucosyltransferase
Exons: 2
Coding region: 903-3017 (704 amino acids)
Cellular component (GO): endoplasmic reticulum membrane
Source: RefSeq, a predicted model, not a curated record